CGACAUACUGUACUCGGUGAUAUUGAUGAUAUUGUUAUGGCAUUUGAGAUCUUUUAUAUUUCUUUGCACGCUAUAGUUAUAACUUACAAUUACUUUUUUUAUUUUUAUGAAAUUGUUUGAUAUUGUUGUUUCCCAGCACACUCUACUCACUGAAACAAAUUAAUGAGUAAGACUGUAUUCUGCCUGACCUCUUUUUCCAUACCGAGAGUUCUCUCAGCAUCCUCUGCUCCUCCGAGAUCUCCUCUCUUUCUGAUGAGCCUCCAUCAUCACUCCAGCCGUCACUGUGGCAUCUUCUGGAGGACGGCGACGUAAAAUACACAUACCACUGACCAUAUCUUAGCAUUUCACGACUGAAGCCACCGGAUUAAAUGUUUUAUAUGCUUUCAAUAUUCAACAACAUAGCUGGUAAUGAGAAGAAAAAGUGACAUUACACUGAUAUAUAACAUUUAGUUAUAUAAAUAGCAUGAAAACUGUCAAGUGGAGAAUUGUUCCUGAACACAAUGACAAAGACAUGCAGGAUUUGGACAAACCUGAGGACUCUUCCAGCUUCCCACGGACAGUGUAAACACCAAUCCAGUCCAGAUUGAGCAAGAUUUUACUUUGAUGUUUGAUGAUGCCAUCUCUGCAAAGUUCCUGGAGAAGUGGCCCACAAUUUACAAGCAAAAAGUCCUUGAACAAAGCCGUGGUCUCACACAGUCAGAUGAUCUGCAGUACCUCGUCCAGACUGCUGAAUCCACAACAGAAGUCGAAAGUGGAUGGGACAGUGACAUGUCGUCCAUUUUGAUCCUUGUGCACCUGCUGCCACCGUCACCUCAAGGCCGCAAGAGACCAGGAAAGCUCUCCGCCAGACAAGCCAGUGAGUAUCUUGUGAAGUUCAUCGAGACAGGGACCAGCAUCCAGGGGCAUCUCGAUGGAAUCGCAGACAGCCUUCAACCAUACCUGCUUGCUGUGGGAACUCAGAGGAAUGUGAUUCACAAGUACUUCAUUGUCAUUGACAAACAUGCAAUAUCUUGUAAGUCAUCUGGCUCUCUUGCUUGUUUUGAUGAGCUUUUCAAAGCUCACUUUGUCUUUGGCACUUCGUACAACCACGAUCUCGUCAAUGUGUACAACUUCCUUCAGACAACCAUUUAUGAAAUCGAUAUUGAUACAACCAAGGUGAAUCCUAGAGUUGCAGAGUUGAGGGCUCGGAUGCUGCGUUGAGUAGAUUUUUUCUGUGAGGGCUCCAUUACAGAAUUAAGGUAUUCUGAAAUGUUGUUUUUCAUUUGUAAGUGCUCUCAGACAAAUACUAAUUUAGUUGUAUGUGUUAAAAUUCACUAUGACAUGCCAGUUUUUCAUAAGAUCCACCAUGCUGUUGUGAAGGAUGAGAAAUUGUUUUUUUGUUACUUUUGCACUACAAACGGUAUGUCUCAUCGAACAUUUUAAUGCAUUUCAAGUUUUGUACACAACAGACGGACCUCAUAUUGUGUUUGUCAACGAUCUUUUCUGUCACAAAGCAUUCGAUUUACAGGUGUCUUGCAGUCAUGACUCCAGUUUUUAUAUUGUGCCAUACUGUUUCCUGUGAACACUUAAUAAAGUAAAGGUGUCACUUAAGGUAUUGGGUUCUGAUCUAUUUUUUUCACCUUUUU
Molecule: messenger RNA, 1625 nt
Organism: Pseudoliparis swirei
Lineage: Eukaryota; Metazoa; Chordata; Actinopteri; Perciformes; Liparidae
Exons: 4
Coding region: 604-1200 (198 amino acids)
Source: RefSeq, a predicted model, not a curated record